CCGCCCUGCAUGGGCAUUCUCUUGGCUGGGACGCUCUUGGCAAGGAAUCGAUCCGUGCCAAGAACGCGGCUCGAACCGCAAUGGAAUGCACUCAUGGCAAGGCGCGAUGCCAGGGUUGUUGGCUGGCCAGCAUCCAUCUCGGCUGGCGGCGCCGCCCAGCAUUGCAUCGCCAUCUCCCCCUCCCAUCCGCAACUCAAGACCAAAUGAGCGAUCGAGUCGGUCUCAUCGACAACGCAGCGCCUAUUGCGGGGCUGGACUCGGCUCCGCAAGGCGCCGGCUCAGCCACAACACCGGCUCAAAAGUCGAUAUUCCAUCUGUCCAGCCACCCAUAUGUCCUCUUCUUUCACCUCUUCUUUCGUGGGGCGGCCAUCGUGACAUACGUUCUGUGUGGCUUCUUCACGAGCAGCUUUGUCUUUCCCUUCGUGGUGAUCGUUCUGUUGCUGGCUUUCGAUUUCUGGACCGUCAAAAAUGUCUCUGGUCGACUCCUGGUGGGCUUGAGGUGGUGGAACGAGAUCAAGGACGACGGAUCCAACGUGUGGGUUUUUGAAUCGGCCCAGAACCGUGUCGUCAACUCGACCGACUCGUGGGUAUUUUGGACCUCCCUGUACGCCGCUCCGGCGAUCUGGGUGUUCUUUGCCUUCAUAUGCCUGAUCCGGUUCAACAUCACAUGGAUGCUGGUCACUUUCGUGGCCAUUGUCUUCAAUCUGGCCAACGUUAUCGGAUACACCAAGUGUGAAAAGGAUGCGCGCAAAAAAGUCACAAACUACAUCGCAAGCCAAGGCAUGUUCCAAAGCUUUGUCGGCGGUCUUGUCACUGAUCGGAUCUCGAGCAUGUUUGGCGGUCGUGGGUCGACCACAAACAGCAUGGUCUGAUCGAAUCAGGCUGCACAUGGAACACCUUGCGCGUGCACCAACGCUCCGGCAGCGCUCUAGUACCAAGAGAUACACCUGCUCUGUGGGUCCGUUUGUUUCAUAGCGUACGUAGAAUGUAAUAGGGCGUUCUAUUUCUCCACGUUCGCCAGUCAGAUCUCUUUGGAUGUGAAUACACACUCACCCAUCGCCUACAA
Molecule: messenger RNA, 1066 nt
Organism: Polychytrium aggregatum
Lineage: Eukaryota; Fungi; Chytridiomycota; Chytridiomycetes; Polychytriales
Exons: 5
Coding region: 81-872 (263 amino acids)
Biological process (GO): vesicle-mediated transport; protein secretion
Cellular component (GO): Golgi membrane
Source: RefSeq, a predicted model, not a curated record